AACGCGGCGGUCGACACGAUGGGGUGCGAGCGGCUCGCGGGGCCCGGGGCGAGCGCGCGGGACCGGCGGUUCCACACGCUCGUGGCGCUGAUGCUGUCGAGCCAGACCAAGGACACGGUCAACGCCGAGGCGAUGCGGCGCCUGCAGGCCGAGAUGCCGGCCUGUGCGCCGGGGGAGCCGGCCGGGCUGAACUUGGAGAAUAUGCUUGCCGUUGACCCGGUGGUGCUGAAUGAGAUGAUUGGGAAGGUUGGGUUUCAUAAUAACAAGACGAAAUACCUCAAGCAAGCAGCCGAGAUCCUCCGCGACCGCCACGACUCGGACAUCCCGGACACAAUCCCGGGCCUGAUGUCCCUCCCCGGCGUGGGGCCCAAGAUGGCCCACCUGUGCAUGUCGGCCGACGCCGGCUGGGGCCGGGUCGAGGGCGUGGGCGUCGACGUGCACGUGCACCGCAUCACCAACCUGUGGGGGUGGCAGUCGCCGCCGACGCGCGACCCGGAGCGCACCCGCCUCGCCCUGCAGGCCUGGCUGCCCCGCGACCGCUGGAAGGAGAUCAACUGGCUGCUCGUCGGCCUCGGCCAGACCGUCUGCCUGCCCGUCGGCCGCAAGUGCGGGGACUGCGAGCUCGGGCUGCGCGGGCUGUGCCGGGCUGCUGACAGGGGGAAGGUCGCUGAGGGGAGGAGGAGGAGGGCGCAUGUCAAGGUGGAGGGCAAGGUUGAGGGCAAGGUUGUCAAGGUUGAGGAGGAGGUGGAGGUGGAGGAAAAGGUUAUCAAAGAGGAGGUCAUUAAUAAGGAGGUUCCGGGUGGAAGGAGCCCCAUAAAGGAGGAGGAAUCCGACGCAGCGUGAAGUUGGGGGAGGCUUGAAUAAUAGGGUGUACUAUCUGGGAAUGAGCCCAACGAGGCUUCACUGUACGAUGCCCGAAUUACGGGACUGGCUUGAACGGUUAUGCGGACCACUUGCGCGUGUAUACGGCGCAUAUGCCAUGUUUCGUCUGCUCGAAUUUCCAACCAUGUCGAGACUCUCUACAACAGGCGGGUUUCGGACAAGAUGUCAGGGCACAAAUUUGGGUCAUCAACUCCCAUGCAUGUGGGCCAGAGCACCACUGCAUGUGAGAUAUGUUCAUAAUAUAGAUGGUUUCAUGUUUUGCCCAUCUGAGCUUCUUCUAAAAUCUC
Phialemonium atrogriseum is the source of this 1169-nucleotide messenger RNA. Its product is annotated as DNA glycosylase. Lineage: Eukaryota; Fungi; Ascomycota; Sordariomycetes; Cephalothecales; Cephalothecaceae. Gene Ontology annotation, cellular component: nucleus. The transcript is spliced from 2 exons. The record is from RefSeq and is a predicted model, not a curated record. Gene Ontology annotation, molecular function: oxidized pyrimidine nucleobase lesion DNA N-glycosylase activity; DNA-(apurinic or apyrimidinic site) endonuclease activity; DNA binding. Gene Ontology annotation, biological process: nucleotide-excision repair; base-excision repair, AP site formation; base-excision repair. Bases 91 to 843 code for a protein of 250 amino acids.